AUGGCGGUGCAAACUACCAUCGCACCUUACGAUCAGAGCGUGGUGUGCGAAAAGCAGCUGCUCUCUCCAUCGGAACUCGACAAGGCCAUCGAUACUGCAGCUGCAGCUCAAAAGUCGUGGGCCAAGAGUGGUGUGGAAGAGCGUGUUGCUAUCAUCGCCAAGUGGAUGGGCAUCCUCGAUGCGGAGAAGGAAGAGCUGGGGAAAGAGCUUUCUGCUCAGAUGGGUCGGCCGGUGGGUCAGUGCGCCGGAGAGAUCAGGGGAGCGUUGGAGAGGUGUCGAUUCCUGUGUAAGGUGGCAAAAGAUGCUUUGGCCGAUAAGCCUCAGACCGAGGGGGAAGCUGGCAAUCUGAAGCUCAGCAUUCGACGGGAUCCUUUGGGGGUGGUUGCGAUGGUGACGCCUUGGAACUACCCUUAUCUCACCACGGUUAACGGCCUGGUGGCUGCUUUGCUUGCUGGAAACGGCGUGGUGCUCAAGCCUUCGCCUCAGACACCUUUGACAGCAGAGAGUUUGCAGCGGACACUCGAGGCGGCUGGAUUGCCCAAGGGCUUGCUUGAGGUGGUACACUUGGACUUUGAGAGCACUGCCAAGCUCGCAGCGGACGCACGGGUCAAGUUUCUCGUCUUUACUGGUUCUGUCGCUGGUGGCAAAGCGCUUGGAAAAGCUGCUGCCGAUGGACCUGGUUUCAAGGGUGUUGCCCUCGAGCUCGGCGGUAAGGACCCGGCCUACGUUCGUCCAGACGCGGACAUCAAAUGGGCCGCAGAGGAGUUGGUGGAUGGUGCAAUGUUCAAUUCGGGACAGUCGUGCUGUUCGGUGGAACGCAUCUACGUGCACGCCUCGGUAUUCGACGAGUUUGUGCAAGAGUUUGUAGCACUUGCUAAGGCCUACAAGCUCGGAGACCCUAGGCAAGCAGAGACAACUCUGGGGCCCGUAGUCAGCGUUGCUUCUGCCGAACGGAUGCGUAGGCAGAUUGAGGAUGCGCUCAGCAAGGGAGCCAAGAACCUCAUCCGCGCCGACCUCUUCCCCGAAGCCAAGGCUGGUACGGCGCUCGUCGCACCCACCGUCCUCGUCAACGUCGACCACAGGAUGGAGAUUAUGAGGGAGGAAACGUUCGGCCCAGCUAUCGGCAUCCAGAAGGUCGCAUCCGACGAGGAAGCACUGCAACUCAUGAACGAUUCGCACUACGGCCUCACCGCUUCCAUCUGGACCGACAUCCAGACUAGAGGCUCGGCAGAAGCGUUUGAUAAGCUAGCCACCGAGCUCGAGACGGGUACGGUUUAUCUGAACAGGGCGGAUGUCUUGCACCCUGCUCUCCCCUGGAGCGGUGUCAAGGAUAGCGGAAGGGGUGUCAGUUUGAGCACCUUGGCCUUCGAUCAGUUGACUCAGCCCAAGAGUAUCCAUAUGCGUUUGCGUAAGGCUUGA
This is a messenger RNA of Ustilago hordei, 1419 nucleotides long. RefSeq lists its product as uncharacterized. Gene Ontology annotation, molecular function: aldehyde dehydrogenase (NAD+) activity. The transcript has a single exon. The coding region runs from base 1 to 1419 and encodes 472 amino acids. The record is from RefSeq and is a predicted model, not a curated record. NCBI's taxonomy places the organism in Eukaryota, Fungi, Basidiomycota, Ustilaginomycetes, Ustilaginales, Ustilaginaceae.